CUGCCAGUGUGCUUUCCCGUCGUGAUGUACGUCCUUCGUGCUCUUCGUGCCAAAUAAUUGCAUAUUUUGCUUCAAAAUUCCUCAUAAUUCGAAGGCAACUCGCAAUUGCCUCCAAGUACUACUUAAAUAAAGUCAGAUUUUCACCAAGCGAAGCGAAUUUGGACAAAAUUUGCAAUUUCAAACUCGUGUUUUCGGCACUUUUUGACACCCGUCAAAACGUCGACGGCGUCUUUGUUGUGGUUGUAGUGUUCACUGCCGUGCGAUAAAGAAAGGUAGGCGACGGACGACGAUCGCAGCAGUCAGUCGGACUCACAGUGUGUGGAUUCUCGGACUUGUAAAAAUUUCUGCUUCAUUCCGUGUUGGUCUGGUGUAGAGACCGCGGGCACAAUUUGGUUCGGUUUUGUGGUGCAACUCUCGAUUCCUUCGGACAAUGAGUGUCGAGGUGGAAGCGACUAAUUCGCAGGAUGACGCCAACAAACAAGUGAACGGUGGAUCGUCGGACCGCCCGAAUGGGGUGAGCAAUGGCCACUCGGAGGGCGGCGUUGGCUCCAGCGAUGAUCACCGCAAGAGCCACAAAAGCUCCAGCAAGGAUAAACACCGGGACAAGGAUCGGGACCGGGACCGCGAGAAGGACAAGAGCCGAUCGGACAAGGAUCGCGACCGGGACAAGGACAAGGAGCGUUCGAAGGACAAGGAUCGGGAUCGCGACAAGCACAAGAGCAGCUCCUCGUCCUCGUCGAAGGACAAAGAUCGCGAUAAGAGCAAGUCCAGCAGCAGUAGCAGCAAGGAUAAGGACCGUGAUCGUCAUAGCAGCUCGCACAAGAGCUCCCGAAGCGAUAAGGAUCGAGAAAAGGACAAGGAACGGUCCAAGGAUAAAGACAAAGAGCGGUCCAAGGACAAGGAUAGAGAACGGGAAAAGGAUAAGGAGAGAUCGAAGGACAAGGAUCGUGAGCGGGACAAGGAUCGCAAGGAUAAAGAAAAAUCCAGCAGCAGUAGUAGCAGCAAAGACAAAGAUCGGGACAAGCAUAAGAGUAGUUCCUCAUCGUCUCGAGACAAGGACAAGGAUCGCGACAAGGAUAAAAGCAAAAGCAGUAGUAGUAGUAGCAGCAAGGACAAAGAAAAGCAUUCCAGCAGUAGUAGCAGUAAGGAUAAGGAUAAAGAUCGCAAAGAUCGGGACCGCAGCGAAAAGCAUUCUUCGUCGAAGGAUAAACCUCGCGAAAAAGUUAAAGAAGAGCCUGCAUUAAAAAUCGAAGAGCCCGAAGAAACCCCGGAGCCGGCUUUCAACGGUACUGUAAGCAACGAAUCAUCUCAAGAUGUGACUGAAAUGAAACAGGAGGAUCCUUUGAGCAUCUCACAAGCCAGUUCCUGCGAUUACUCGAUGUCUCAGUUCCGGACGGAUGAGUCACAGUUCGUAAUCAAAGAGGAAGCACCAGAUCCGGACCAAGAUGAUGAAUCUGAGCAGGCGGAACCGGAGGAACCAGUCCAAGUUGAUGUGAAGCAGGAGCAAGAUUCUGAUGAUGACGUACCUUUGUCCAAGCGCAAGAAAAAAGACGACGACGAAGACUUCAAUGAAGGAAACAAGAAGAAAAAGAUAAAGACCGAGAAAAAGGACAAGAAAGAGAAGAAAAAGAAGAAGCGCGCCUACGAGUCCGAAGCGGAGGAGUUUGACGAAGAAGAAGAUGAGGAUUAUGGGGCAGCCAAGAAGAAGAAACAAGCCAAGAAGGUCAAACAGGAGAUCAAGAAGGAAACCAAGACCAAGGUUAAGAAUCAAGUAAAACAGGAGGUUGUCAGCCCCACCAAAGGUCGCAAAAAGAAACAGGAACCGGAGGAAGAAGUUUGGAAGUGGUGGGAGGAAGAAAAGCGCGAAGACGGAGUCAAAUGGAACACUCUGGAACACAAAGGUCCGGUCUUCGCACCAGCGUAUGACCCGCUGCCGGAAAAAAUCAAAUUUGAGUACGACGGCAAGGUUAUUAAGCUUUCACAGGAUGCAGAGGAGAUUGCCGGCUUCUAUGCCCGUAUGUUGGAGCACGACUACACGUCGAAAGAUGCCUUCAACGAUAACUUUUUCAAAGACUGGCGCAAAUCGAUGACCUCAUCCGAGCGCGACAAGAUCAAGGAUCUCAAAAAGUGCAACUUCCGCUACAUGCACAAACACUUUGCCGAAAUUUCCGAAGCGAAUCGUAACCGCACGAAGGAGCAAAAGCUUGCUCUCAAGGAGGAGAACGAAGCUUUGGUGAAGGAAUACGGCACCUGUAUUAUUGAUGGACACAAGGAGAAAAUUGGAAACUUCCGUAUUGAACCACCGGGUUUGUUCCGUGGUCGCGGAGAACACCCAAAGAUGGGUAUGGUCAAGCGACGCGUUUUACCCGAAGAUGUGAUCAUCAAUUGUGGUAAGGAUAGUACUUGGCCUAAGGCACCGGAUGGGCGCAAAUGGAAGGAAGUACGUCAUGACAAUUCAGUUUCAUGGUUGGCUUCAUGGACCGAGAACGUUCAAGGGCAAGUCAAAUACGUGAUGUUGAAUCCCAGUUCCAAACUGAAGGGCGAAAAGGAUUGGCAAAAAUACGAAACUGCGCGGCGGCUGCUCAAGCACAUCGACAAAAUUCGAAACACAUAUCGCGAUGAGUGGAAGAGCAAAGAGAUGAGAAUACGGCAGCGUGCUGUGGCUUUGUAUUUUAUUGAUAAGCUCGCCCUGAGAGCUGGUAACGAAAAGGACGAAGAUCAGGCCGAUACGGUCGGUUGUUGUUCGCUGCGCGUUGAGCACAUUGAUUUGCACAAGGAACUGAACGGCAAGGAGAAUGUGGUCGUAUUUGACUUCCUCGGUAAGGAUUCAAUUCGGUACUACAACGAGGUUGAGGUUGAGAAACGCGUGUUCAAGAAUCUGGAACUAUUCAAGGAGAACAAGAAACCUGGUGACGAUCUAUUCGAUCGGUUGAACACCUCAGUACUGAACGAACAUCUUCGUGAACUUAUGGAAGGCCUCACCGCCAAAGUGUUCCGUACGUUCAACGCUUCAUUCACGCUGCAAAACCAGCUUGCAGAACUCACUGACCCGGAAAUGACCGUUCCGGAAAAGUUGCUGGCAUAUAAUCGUGCGAAUCGUGCCGUAGCUAUCCUAUGUAACCAUCAACGGGCUGUCCCGAAAACGCACGAGAAGAGCAUGUCCAAUCUAAAGGAGAAAAUCAGACAGAAGCAAGAUGCGGUAGAAACCUGUGAACGUGAAUUGAAGGACCUUAAGAAGAGCAACGUUAGGGACAAGGUUGCCAAGGACAAGAAGCAAAAGCAGUUGGAGCGACUUAAAGAUCAACUGAAGAAACUCGAACUGCAAGAGACUGACAAGGACGAGAACAAAACCAUCGCCCUUGGAACAUCUAAGCUGAACUAUCUCGAUCCCCGUAUUUCCGUUGCAUGGUGCAAAAAGUUUGACGUCCCGAUCGAGAAGAUUUUCAACAAAACGCAACGGGAUAAGUUCCGGUGGGCUAUCGACAUGGCCGAUGAGAACUACGUGUUCUAAGCGCGAUCGGGUCAAAUCCGAUAUCCCCCAACUGUGAGAUAUCAUGUUAUCCGAUGUAGUAGAGUAUCGAAGGAUACUCAAAUCCUAGCAACUGUAAUAUUUAACAUCCAAAAUGUUUCGUUUUUAGAAUCAUAAAAGUUUUAUUUAGAUAA
This is a messenger RNA of Armigeres subalbatus, 3663 nucleotides long. Its product is annotated as DNA topoisomerase 1-like. The coding region runs from base 431 to 3511 and encodes 1026 amino acids. NCBI's taxonomy places the organism in Eukaryota, Metazoa, Arthropoda, Insecta, Diptera, Culicidae. Gene Ontology annotation, biological process: DNA topological change; chromosome segregation; DNA replication. Gene Ontology annotation, cellular component: chromosome; nucleolus. The transcript is spliced from 8 exons. The record is from RefSeq and is a predicted model, not a curated record. Gene Ontology annotation, molecular function: DNA binding; DNA topoisomerase type I (single strand cut, ATP-independent) activity.